AUGGCGCACUCCAAGCGCAACACCUCCCUCCCACACUUCACCGCCUACGAACGCUCCCUCCUUCGCACCACCUGGGGAACCCAGCGCACCCGUCUUUCCCGAGAAUCAUUCCUCCCGUUCUCAUCAUGUCGACUAUGUCUUCUCCCCGCCCGGAGCCCCGUCGUCGCCUGCGCCACGAACGGAGAUUUAUUCUGUCGUGAAUGCGCCGUGAACGACCUCCUCGCCCAACGCAAAGAGAUCAAGCGGUUAGAAAAGGAGCGGCAGCUCGCGGAGCGGGAUAGAGAGGAAGGAGAGGGCCGGUUGGCGGAAGAAGCACGCGAGCGGGAAUUAAGAGAAUUCGAAUUGGUUAGCAUGGGUCUGGAGGAGAGGAAGCGGAAACUAGAUAUAGAUAGAGACAGGGGCGGGGAGGAUGGGAGCCCCAAUGGGGAGGCGGCGAGGAAGAGGCGGAAGGGAUUUGAGUUGGAUGAAAAGACUAUGCGGAAUAUUGCGCAGGAGGAGAGGGAGAAGAUUCGGAAGGAAAUUGAGAGGGAGCGGAGUGAAUCGUCGAAAUCUCAGCUUCCCUCUUUCUGGGUUCCUUCGCUCACCCCGUCCACCUCGAACGACCUAUCCAGCAAGCUGGUCAAGCUGGCACCCUUAUGCCCCGCCUCCACUCCUGAAAACAAGCACAAUUACUCAUUAAAGAACCUUGUUACUGUCAACUUCACUGAGGAUAAAGAUGAGCAAUCCAAUGAAACGAUACGGAUAUGCCCAAGUUGCAAAAAGGGCCUGAGCAAUGCCGUGAAAGCUAUAUUAACAAAACCAUGUGGACAUGUAAUCUGUAAACCAUGCGUGGACAAAUUCAUGACGCCACAUCGAAACCCUGAUCCGCAUGCGACUGACGCGGAGGAUGGGGAAAUGCAUGGCAAGGUGCUUUGCUAUGUUUGCGAGACAGACGUCACAGAGCGGAAGCCGAAGACGGAGCCAAAGGAAGGAAAGAAGGAUAAAGACAAGGACAAAAUCCGUCCUGGUCUGGUCACAAUUAAUAGCGAAGGGACUGGUUUCGCUGGUGGAGGUGAAAAUAUAGCCAAGAAGGCUGGCACAGCCUUCCAGUGCUAA
Molecule: messenger RNA, 1095 nt
Organism: Histoplasma capsulatum G186AR
Lineage: Eukaryota; Fungi; Ascomycota; Eurotiomycetes; Onygenales; Ajellomycetaceae
Exons: 3
Coding region: 1-1095 (364 amino acids)
Cellular component (GO): nucleus
Molecular function (GO): ubiquitin protein ligase activity
Source: RefSeq, a predicted model, not a curated record